Trachymyrmex septentrionalis is the source of this 1740-nucleotide messenger RNA. Its product is annotated as CD63 antigen. Bases 216 to 932 code for a protein of 238 amino acids. NCBI's taxonomy places the organism in Eukaryota, Metazoa, Arthropoda, Insecta, Hymenoptera, Formicidae. Gene Ontology annotation, cellular component: membrane. The transcript is spliced from 5 exons. The record is from RefSeq and is a predicted model, not a curated record.
AUACUGGUAUUACUGGCGCUUGCUGGCGCUGCGCGGAGCGUCGCUUGAAUAGUUGAAUGUAAUUUCAGUUGGAGUCGGACAGUUAAACCGUAUAGUCGCUGAUUGCUUUGUUGUGUGCGCGUGACACGUGUGAUUCCGUUCCAGCUUCUCGUCCUCGCUCGAAGCGGUAUCUUCACAUCACGGUAUUCGUAUUUUGUAUCAUAAGACCGAUCAAAAUGGGUUGUGGAAUGGGAGUGAUUAAGUAUCUGCUCUUCAUAUUUAAUUUCAUCUUUGUGCUAUGUGGUUUGGCCAUUCUGAUUGUCGGCGUUUUAGUGCAAUUAGGAAAGCAAAAUUAUUCCGAACAUCUGGAGGAUAUUACGAGUAAUCUUACGCUCCCGGCAAUUACGUUGAUUGUCAUUGGCAGUAUUAUCUUUAUCAUCGCUUUCUUAGGAUGCUGCGGUGCGAUUCGCGAGAGUCAUUGUAUGGUAGUCACGUUUGCAUGUUUGCUCCUGACAAUCCUGAUCAUACAAGUGGCAAUCUCAAUCUACGUAUUCGUCGUAGUGAAAAAUUCCGACGAGAUUGACUUUAAGAAAAUAUAUACGGAAAACCUCUUCAUGAAGUACCAUCCAAAUACGGAGGAAAAGGAAUUUGUAGAUACCAUACAGAAAUCGUUGCAAUGCUGUGGUAUUGACAGCUAUCAAGAUUUUCCCGACCAAAUUGGUAGAACUAUCCCAGGAAGUUGCUGCGAUAAGCCGGCAUCUGACAUCUGCGAACCAAUCAACUCUUAUCCGAAAGGUUGCGUAGAGGCAUUAGAAAAUCUCUUCAAAUCUGCUCUUACGGUACUGGGUGGCGUUGCUUUAGGUAUUGCUGCUGCAGAGCUGAUUGGUAUCAUCUUCGCAUUAUGUCUGGCGAAUUCCAUAAGGAACACCGAACGCAGAGGCUACAGUGUGUAAAAGUGCAACUUUGUGAAAGACGUCGUUUUGGAAGACUUUACACAACAAUCUUACCUUCAUUUUUACUACUAUCAACACACGUAUUCGCCUAUAAGAUAUGUGAUAAAACAUUUGCGCUUUACAGCAGGAUAAAGUACAGUUCUUUUUUCUUUUUCUAAGCAGAUUAAAACCAGAAUAUCUCUUUAUGUUUUCUUUUCCUGUUUCUUUAUAGUCGUAAUUAUAAUAAAACGGUAAUGUUUUUUCGAUUAAAUGACAUAUUUUGUUUUUUGAUUGUAAAAAUUAAUGCGUAGAAUUUGGCGCAUGAUAUCUGGCAACGAGUUUUACUGUAAUUAUUGUCGGGUCAUAGAUUAUAUUUUUUCCUUUGUAAAAAUUACUUUUUUAUACGGUUAUAUAUACAUACAUAUUUUGAUACGGUACAUUUUGACUUAUGUUUAUAUCUCUGUCCUAAAAAGGUUCAAAAAUAUAGAAAAAUCAAUAUAUAUUAAUAUAUAAUUCACUUUAUUUAAUAUGAAUAUGCAAGAUCGUUUCGUGCGAUAAUCCACGAACAAAGAUAUUGAAGUACCUUUGCGAGGAUAAAAAGUAGACAAGUUAUAGUAUUUUACAAAUAUUACGAAAAUAUUUUUUCAUAUAUUGAACACAAUCGUACCUGCGGAGGUGUUAUGCCGUCAUUAAAAACACAGAAUUCUCGUAUGUGUCUUUACAUAAAAAUCCACUUUGUUUGUACAACACACAGUACAGAUUCUAUCUAAAAAUAUAUGUACACACACAUAUAUGUAUACACACACGCGCGCGCACGCGCACACACACA